CUAGAGAGCCUAACAAGUAAAAAGGUUGGUGUUGACAUCAAACAAUACUCGCCACCUACUAGUAGCAACCAUACCUACUUCUGCCAAAAGGGGUUGGUUUAUUUCACAAGAAAAACAAAAAUCUGUGUAUGGCGUUAUACACAACGAUUACGGAUGCAAUCACUGAAUACAGCGGACUAUCGCCGACGGCCUUCUUCACCAUAUCGGCGAUGAUGGUUGUCGUCUAUAAGAUCGUAUCCACGAUGUUCGUCGCAGCAGAUGACUACGUGGCCGUCAAGCGUGAGCAGCAAUUCACCCUGCGUGAACCGGUGCAAAUUGGAAGCAUCACGGAGGAGGAAUUGAGACCGUACAACGGUUCAGAUCCGAAUAAACCCUUGUUGAUGGCUAUCAAAGGAAAGAUCUAUGAUGUUUCUCGCUCCAGGAUGUUCUAUGGUCCUGGUGGACCAUAUGCAUUAUUUGCUGGUCGUGAUGCUAGCCGAGCCCUAGCUUUGAUGUCAUUCGAGCCUUCUGACCUAACCGGGGAUAUCAGCGGUCUUGGUGCAUCCGAGCUUGAAGUGUUGGAAGACUGGGAGGCUAAAUUUGAGGAGAAGUAUGUGAAGGUUGGGGAGUUGGUCUCAGAAAGACCAUCAACGACGACUGAGGACGAGACUAAAGAGGAUUAGGAUCCAGUUGAUGAUGAUGAUUACAUUAUAGUUUAUGAUGUUUAAACAUGUGAGAAUAUAAUUUGUGUGUAUUUAGAGAUUAAUGGCCCUUCAAAACACAUACGUUAGUUAUGUUAUUUCCUAAAAUUUUAUUAUACUUCUCUCAAGUUUAGCUCA
Molecule: messenger RNA, 818 nt
Organism: Helianthus annuus (common sunflower)
Lineage: Eukaryota; Viridiplantae; Streptophyta; Magnoliopsida; Asterales; Asteraceae
Product: membrane steroid-binding protein 2
Exons: 2
Coding region: 129-662 (177 amino acids)
Cellular component (GO): membrane; endomembrane system
Source: RefSeq, a predicted model, not a curated record